Messenger RNA from Stegostoma tigrinum, 3982 nucleotides. It is a transcript of the gene bbln, whose product is annotated as bublin coiled coil protein. The transcript is spliced from 2 exons. Bases 92 to 364 code for a protein of 90 amino acids. NCBI's taxonomy places the organism in Eukaryota, Metazoa, Chordata, Chondrichthyes, Orectolobiformes, Stegostomatidae. The record is from RefSeq and is a predicted model, not a curated record.
AGAGUUUGUUACAUGUUAAGGUCAGGGGUGAACGGGGCAAAGUUCGGGAUCGCGGCGUCUGUUCCUUGAUUCCGGUCUCAGCUUCAGCAACAUGUCGGGGCCGAACGGGGAGCCGAGUGUCACUGUGGGGCAGCAGCAGCAGCAGGAGGAGGAGGAUGAAGCGUCUGAGGAAGAAUACGCUGCACUCAAUUUGAUGCUUGACCAGAUCAACUCUUGCUUGGACAACCUUGAGGAGAAAAAUGAUGUUUUAAAUGCAAAACUUCGAGAAUUGCUGGAGUCAAAUCGCCAGGUGAGGAUGGAAUUCAGGCAACAAGUCCAGGCACCAACCCCAAAAGAUUCCCAGGACUACAACUCUCAACUUUGAUCACUGUCUCUGUAUCAAGCUGUAAUAUUACAUGUCCUGCUUAAGCAUUUUAAAAGCAAAUGUUAAUUAGCUGUAACCAUUGCUAGUCUCUUUACUUUCCUGUGACCGAAGCACUGUAGUUUUAAUCAGUGAGUUGCAGUUCUACCUGUGAUAACUUUAUUUACUUUUGACCACUUCCUAUUGGUUUUGGCUUUGAAAUUCCUGUUCCUUUUAGGAGGAAGCUCGUUUGUAACAGAUGUCAUGUUGUGUAUCUUCCACUUGCGAGUUGCAAUAAGAAAUUCUAUUUCAGUGGGAUUCAAAGAUCUAAAAAAGGUGAAUGUUUGACCUGAUGGGAUACCUGAAGUUCAUCUGGUUAGUCCUACUGAUUUGGAGAAGGUCAAACCACAUGAUCAUGCCUCCACUGGGAAAAACAAUAUUUUUUUUUCCUCUAAGUAGCAGUUCAGAGGGUAACACUCACUCUCUUUUUCAUCUUGAAUCACAAGGUUGUAGAUUCAAGUUCCAGACCGGAAUGUCAACACAAGAGACUGAUGUUCCAAUGUAAUACUUUAAAAGUUCUGCACUGACAGAGGUGCUGUCUCUCAAGUUUUAAGCUGUGGCCCUGCCUUCUCAGGUGGACAGCAAUUUCAGAGUCUGAGAGUUUUUCCUUGUGGGCCAACUAAUAUUUAUUCAUUAAUCAGCUUCAGUUUGUCAUUUACUGCAUUGUUGUUUGUAGGAGUUUGCUGUGCGAAAAUUAGUGCUCUAUUAUCCACAUACAACACCAGUGACUAUAUGUCAAAUGUGUCACUGGCAGUCAGGCAGUUCGGGGCAUCCAGUGAUCAUGAAAAGGGCUGUAUAAACACAAGUCUUUUCCUUAAUACAACUUUUUCUUGAAUUUGUAAAUUGAAUUUUAAAAACAAAAUGACAACCUCUGCCAACCAUUCUGUGUUUUUAAAACCUAAACAAUUUUUUUCAUCUUCCUGUCUAUGUAAGGUAUUUUCUCUUGUACAAACUUGCAUAAACUUAUAAAAUGAGGAUUAAUGUGAAGUAAUUUGUUAACUACUGCCACAAAAAUUACCCAAGUCAUCAUCUUUUUCUUUAUGUAAACAUUCCUAGAUUCUGUCCCCCCCCACUUAAUUCAGGUGCUCAGUACAAGAGAAAUUUGGUGAUCAGAUCUGUCUCUCUAUUCUAAUGAGGACCAAACCUGUGCUCAAUCCUUCCGAUUUUACGCUCUUUCUCUUUUUAAUAGUUUUCUUUUUACUGAAUGUUCCUGUAACCUGUUGGAGCUAUUUCUUAAUGGGACUGUUGUGCAAUAUACUGUGAUUUCUGUACUGAAAAAUCUACCAAAUCCUCAGUAACAAUGGGAAAAUGGUUUUCAGGGGAAAAAAAUGUUUCUAUAACAAGUCAUUCUGAAUUUAAGGAUAUCUUGUAAAAUGCUUUUGUUGUUUUCAAUUUAGUUGUUGGCACAUAUGUCAACCCUGAAACCUCCAAAAACAGGGGUCAAUGUAUAUGUCAAGUAUAAAACAUGAACUGCCAGUAUGGGUGGUCUCUACGUUGAAACAUGAAAACAUAGUACUGGUCAUUCAUAUUAAUGUAAAAUAGUUUAUUCAAUAAAUUAAUUGUACAAAACCUUCUAACUACAAUGUAAAUGUUUUAAAACUCAUCAAAGUAAUUGAUUGUGGCAUCCCAUACAAAAUUUUAAGUUCAACUUCACUGAGUCAUUUUCCUGUUAUCUCAGUGUAAGGAUCAGAUAUAGCACUUUUGGUUUCAGAAUCACUCUAUCACAAUAAGCUAUCUUUUUAUGCAACCAGUGAACUAACAUGCCAGAUUUUUUUUGGAAUGACCUGAUCACAGUUUUGCACCAUUAGGAUCCUGUGAAUUGAUGACAAAAUCACACAAGGUAUCACAAAAGUUGCUGGAAAAGCACAGCAGAUCUGGCAGUAUCUGUGCAGAGAAAUCAGAGUUAACGUUUCAAGUCUGGUUUCCUCAGUUCUGAGGAAGGGGCACCAGGCUCGAACCAUUAGCCCUCGUUUCUCUUUGCAGAUGCUACCAGACCUGCUGAGCUUCUGUGUUUCUUUCUGAUUUACAGCAUCUGAAGUUCUCUUGAUUUUUCACGUGAAAUAUCAGUUGGAGGAGCACAUAUAUUCCUACUCUUUGUGAGGUUUUUUUGUGUUUUCCCACUGUGUAUACCUGUUCUGAUCUGUGUGAACUUGAUCCUUGAAUUACUUUCAGGCAUAUAUCCAAAAGUUGAAUUAUGGAUGUCAGGCUCUGACAAUGUAGGUGUGAUUUUUUUUUUUACAGGGGUGCCUCUUUAUAUCGUUGAUUGUAGGAACUGAACUUUCACAAACUAAUAAACUGCAUCAUUUACCUAGACCACUGGAAUGUCCCUUACACAUUACUGAUCCCAUUUAUCCCAGCCUCAUCCAGCCAACCCUUGUCAUGGACAUGCACAUAAGGUACUGCAGGCAAGUUGAUUUGUAGCGCAUUUUUUUGUUUGACAUGGAUUAUAGGCUUUAAUUUUGUUUCCUUGGUCUUGUAGGCUCUCUCAACUAUAAAUCUCAUCGCCUCCACUCCUGUAAUUUUCACUAAACUAUUUUUUAAACCUAUUUGGGCGUGUUGAAAUUCAUGAGCAUUUCAUUUGUAUUGCUUGUGGUAUCAUGAGUACUCCAGUUUUUACCACUGUCUGAUGAAUUGCUGGAAACUGGUAAUUAAAAUAUUUUGCUAAUUACAUGGUAAUCUUGGUCUCCUGCCAUAAUAACCAUUUCUUGCCCAUCCAGUUGCAAUGCCAACAAUCUCUUGCUGUAAAAUAUUUACUGGACUUAAGAUUUAAUUUGGUCUACCUAAGUUUAUAUACAUACGUUGCAUUUCUGGUGACAAUUUUCGUUUUAAGACAUGCUUCUCAAGAUUAGGCCAGUGGCUGGCCCCUGAUUGCAACGGCAUCCUUAGGGCACAUUCCUUCUUCCUGUCUGGCACUAGUUUUUUGGGGACACCAAAUUCUCUUGCUGCAGCAGUUACGUGUGUUAGCAAACAUUAAGACUCUUAGCUCAGAGCAUCAUCUAUUUUGUCAGAAAAUUCAUUUUCUUUGUUCACCAUGCAGGGUGAGCUUUUGUGUAGGUAUCAUAAACUCCUGUGCAUUGCAACUUAGCUUGAAUUGCAUACAAUUAUAAGUAAAUAAAACAUGCAUUUGUGAAAAUUCUUUCAUAGAAUGUGGAAGUAGCUUCUUCAACAGUUAAUCAUUUUCAUUUUCUUAGAUUUUAUAUGCCCACAGAGUUGUGCAGUAAUUUACCAAUCUCUGAGAUUUUGAUUACAGACAGGUUCUCUCUUCUGCUGCUGGAAUUACUAAUAUUUCCUUAAAGGAUGUAAAAGAUCAUUUAAAAAAUGAUUGUUUGUUGCUAUGAAGGAACAACUGAAACAGUGCAUGCUGUUAUUUUGCUGCAAAACAUUGUGAAAAGAGCAGGAGCAGCCUAAUACCAGUAUGUGCACAACAUGUUUGAAUGUUAAUGUAAUUUAGACUAACCUAGGGUUCCAGGUAAUUUGCAGGAGCUGACUGAUUAGUCCCUUUGUGUAUGCAUUUCUCAGAUUGCUGUGUAUAGAAGUAUAAAUAUUUGAUUCUCUUUUCAUAAAGCUGUUGAUUUAAUAUUA